Guyanagaster necrorhizus is the source of this 1426-nucleotide messenger RNA. RefSeq lists its product as uncharacterized. The record is from RefSeq and is a predicted model, not a curated record. Lineage: Eukaryota; Fungi; Basidiomycota; Agaricomycetes; Agaricales; Physalacriaceae. The transcript is spliced from 3 exons. The coding region runs from base 220 to 1245 and encodes 341 amino acids.
CCCGCCUUUCACCCACCGCUGCCACGAAUAAUUGUCGACUUUACGGAAUCGUGCUUCGAACUUGGCUCACUCUUCCGGUCGUUGCUACCCGACAGCUUUAUAUACCCUGGACAGCUACAUUGUCACCGUAGGGGGCCGGCUCUUUUCAAGGUCCUCCUUUUUUGCUUUUCUUCCUCCAUCUCUACUGCUCGUCUUGGUCCCACACAACUAUAACAUAUCAUGGCCACCACCGUUCUUUCAUUAGACUCGUUCCCAGAGGAACUCGUUGAGCGUAUCCUCUCCUACUGUGUCGUAGCGUCCCAAGCGCCUGCCGUGUCUUCCCCAGCGUGGGCCCCAGGACAACCACCCAGUGCCGCCGUACGACCAGUCUGUUCCCGUCUGGCCCCCCUGCUUGUCUGCAAGGCCUUCUAUCGCAUCUCUCUUCCACAUUUCUACCAUACCAUUCAUUUGACACGCCCUUCCCAGCCGGCACACCUUCUGAGCACCUUGCAUCACUAUCCCUGGCUCUCCCGUUAUGUCCGCAGAGUUGUCAUCACCGGUAUAUUUGAUGGCGCCGACCAGGUCUUCCGACGGUGCAGGCAUGUAAAGGCCCUCGAUAUCACCCUCGAUCCUCGUUUCCCGGAACAGGCCUACUGCCCCGCAGUGGAGCGUCUCUGUGACUCGUUGGAGGCUCUUGACGCGGUCACGCACCUUACCAUCCGCAAACCGGCACGUCUGUACCUUACCCAUGCCGGUGUGAAGCGUCUCAUCUUCCGUCUGGCCAGCGCCAUCACCGGUUGGAUAGAUCUUCAAUACGCUCACCUAGCUUUCCGUAUCUCCGACGACUCGGUCAGUCCACCGGCAGCUCAACCCAGGGGACCCAUAUCCACUAUCACGCAUGCCCUAUCCCUCGCGCCAUCGUUGCACACCUUUUCUACCCAGCUUCCGAGUCUCUGGAAUGAGGCCAUCCUUUCUGUCAGUCAAAAUCCCUGUCUUGAGCGCAUCGUGCUAGGGGGUACCGACUACGAAGACGGGUGCGGCAUCAUAAGCGGCGGUGGGCUGUACAUGAUACAGACGCGUAAACAUCCCAGACUGGCGGAACUGAUCAGAAAUGGAACACCCAUAAUCAGGUCGAGGGCGCACACGGUCACUUCCCAGCCCCUUACCGUGUUGUCAUAUACUGCUUCGCGCGACAAGAAAGAUGACACACCAACGCCGCAUAUCGUCAGGCAUCAUAGUCUGAAGAGGCAUGGGCGGCCGUUCUAGGCCGCUGUACAUAUUGUAGAUUGUGGACUUGGUCUUGUACAUUUCAGUGGACACUUGUGAUUUUGAGUUACUGUACGAGGUGUUAUAAUUACCUGUUACACUCCUUGUGCGUUUCGGCCUAGCAUACUUUUACUGUACAUACGAUAUAAUGUAUUGAAACUUGAUAUCAUGAAGAUCUUUC